AUGGUGACCGCCCCAUCGACCUCGAAACUGCCAACAUCAUCAUCGCCGACCCUGGGCCAACCGAAGCCAUGGUAUCGCUACGUCAACCUCGAUCUACUGGUGCGAAUCCUGGUCAACUCCGUCUUCCACCCAUACAUCAUCUUCAUCUUCUAUCUGACCCAAGCGGCGUUGCACGUGCACCGUGAGCCACUGGCAUACUACACGCUCUGCUACGCGGCGCUUCUUGGCGUGCUGGAGAUCGGCGCCAACAUCAACCACCGUCUCACAUACGGAAAGCACCGUGAAGUCAAGUGGGAGAAGGAAGUCGUCAUCAUCACCGGCGGUGGCAGUGGGCUGGGAAGGGUCCUGGCGGAGAUGAUCAUGAGGAAAGGUGGGAAGGUCGCUAUCCUGGAUGUUAAGGGGGCUGACGAGGUGGCCGAGGAUGCCAUGGAGAGGUGGGAUUUGGUAUGGGAGAAGUGUGAUGUUGCGAAGGAGAGUGAGGUCAAGGAAGCAGUGGAUAGGAUUGUGGAUGAUCUCGGCGCGCCGACUGUACUUAUCAACAAUGCUGCUUCUGGAAUUACUGGUUUACCACUGCUGUCUUCAAUCACCAACCCCACGGUAUUAUCCCCAGCACAGGCAGCGAAGACACUAACCAUCAACACCGUUUCACACUUCAACACACUCUCCGCUCUUCUUCCUCACCUUAUCAAAUCUCCCCAAGGCGCCCACAUCGUCACCAUCUCCUCGAUCCUCUCACACCUAGCACCAGCUUCACUAGCAGAUUAUACCAGUUCCAAAUCCGCGAUUUCAUCCCUGCAUCAAACCCUGCAACAUGAACUCCGCUCUCACCCGGACCCUUCAGCUUUUGCCAGGGUGAAGACUCUGCUGGUCGAGACCGGUCAGAUCAAAACACAGCUGUUCGCGGACAAAACGUCCCUUCCUUCAUAUGCGGAGUUCUUUGGCCCCGUGCUCGAAGCCAAGGAUAUAGCGAAGGAAAUCGUCAAGACCAUUGAGAGAGGCGAUGGUGGUAUUCUUCGUAUGCCCUUCUAUGCUAAGUGCAUGCCAAUUUAUUCCCUGCUGCCGGGUACGGCACAGGCUUUGGUGAGAUGGUUCAGCGGAAUUGAUAGGGCGAUCGGGGCGGGGAGCAAGACUUCCUAA
Messenger RNA from Exophiala bonariae, 1137 nucleotides. RefSeq lists its product as uncharacterized. The transcript is spliced from 2 exons. NCBI's taxonomy places the organism in Eukaryota, Fungi, Ascomycota, Eurotiomycetes, Chaetothyriales, Herpotrichiellaceae. The record is from RefSeq and is a predicted model, not a curated record. Gene Ontology annotation, molecular function: oxidoreductase activity, acting on the CH-OH group of donors, NAD or NADP as acceptor. Bases 1 to 1137 code for a protein of 378 amino acids.